UAAAUUAGCCUUACUGUAACAUUCCUUAGCAACCGAUGUCUUGUUGCUAUGUACGCUCCGCCGUUACUCCCGCAUGUUACCCGACCAGCUAAAUUUGAUUCGCUAUGGAUAAAGCUGACCGAAAGAAAAGAUCUGACAGAUCUACACCAGAAGCAUCGUUUAAUAAAGACUUGAAACAGUCAUACGAGUCAAGUUCAGAGUCGGUGGAAGAGCACGAGGAUGGAGAAACGACACCGGAGACCUGCUCUGCUGCGUCAAUGCCACCCAAUGAAGAUCACAUCCGCGAACUUUCCAUUCUUCAUCAUAUAAUCGUUGAAAGAUAUGAAGGUGAUAAGAGUGGAGAUGUGUUUCACGGGCAAGGUGUCGCUUACUUUCAAGGUGGCCACGAAUACAAGGGUAGUUUUUCACACGGGUUAUUGCACGGGCAUGGUGAAUAUAUCUGGUCUGACGGUUUGAAGUAUCAGGGUGAUUUCAAAUCAAAUGUUCUCAUGGGGUGUGGGACUUACUCCUGGCCAGAUGGCAGCACCUAUGAGGGUGAGGUACACAAUGGUAUCCGCCAUGGCGUCGGGACCUACAAAUGUGCCAAAACCAAUACUGUGUACACGGGCCAGUGGUGUCUGGGGAAAAGACAAGGAAAUGGAAUAAUGUACUAUAACCAAGCAUCAACGUCGUGGUACGAAGGAGACUGGAUAAACAACAGCAGAGAAGGCUGGGGAGUGCGUCAUUACCCAUCUGGAAAUGUAUAUGAGGGUCAGUGGAGUAACAAUGUUCAACACGGAGAAGGAAAAAUGAAAUGGAUUCAGUUGAAUCAGCAAUACAGUGGACAGUGGGUGAACGGUAUCCAGGUUGGAAACGGGACGUACACAUGGUUCCGUAAAAGAGUUCCUUGCUCACUGUACCCUUGUAUGAACGAGUACAGUGGGGAAUUUGUUCAGAGAAUGCGCCACGGUCAAGGAAAGUUCUCAUAUGCCAGUGGGGCUGUUUAUAGCGGAGAGUGGAGACAUGAUAAAAAACACAGACGGGGGAAAUACACUUUUGAGGAUGGACGCAUAUAUGAAGGGGAGUUUGUUAAGGACUGCAUUGUGGAUUUUCCAGCUUUCACUCCUGGCAUGAGUACUCCGAGCACUCCUUACCUCCCAGAUGAUAGUGACUUACCCAAGAGACUUCUACAGUCAAGCACUAGUUCUUCACUGCUUGGACCUGACAUGGCUUUGAACAUCCAGACCCUGUUAAACAGACUCCCUGAGACUCACAGGGAUCAAGAGCUCAGACAGGUGGAAUUUGCUGUGUUAAGACACAUUGGUUUGCUGAGGGAAAUAUACAGCUUUUACAGCAGCCUUGGACAUGAGCAGACUCCAGAUAAAACAUUCCCGCUCACCCACCUGCAGUUCUUACACUUCCUCAAGGACUGUAAAGGUCACCAACAUGGGAUGACUCUUGCGCAAAUAGACCGUCUCAUCAAGGAAGAACCGGAUGGAGUUUGUUCUCCUUUUACCACCAUUCUUCCAAGAGAGUGCAUCAGCUAUAUUAUCAUCACAGCAUAUCAUAUCUAUUGCAAAGAUAUUGAGUCCUCUAAUAAUCUACUGGCAGUAUGUUUUUCAAAGCUCACGAGGCAGAACAUCAUUCCCAAUGCAAAGAAUGUGAAAGGGCCUCUAUUUAGACAUCCGGUCCAUUCUGUAGUUGCUUGUAACUACACAGAAAGAUGCUGGAACAUUUACCAGGCCUUAUGUAAGGCAAAAUCAGCCCAAACCUUGACUGUAAGGCAGUUUAUUUUGAUGCUCAAGGAUCUCUGCAUAUAUGACGAUGAGCUGACUGUAUCUAAAGUACUAGAAAUAGUCUCUGUUGAAGAUCUUGCCGUCUAUGAUGGAACCCACAGCAACUUAGAACUAGAGAUGACUUUUCUGGAGUUCUUUGAGGCUCUGCUAGGCUGUGCUGAGGUUAAAGGCGAGAAAAUUCAAACUGCUGAGAACCAAUCGGACACGGAUCAUCAGGACCAAACUGUGGCCCCAUCACAUGAAAUGGCUCGGUUAUCCAGAUGUGAGAGGACGGAGCAAAGACUACAUCCAGCACUUGCCUCCAAAGAGGCUGCUGAAGGCACUGUAAGUGAGGUAGAUCUGCAGGGCCAGAUACAGAAAACCCAACAGUUCCUGUCUCAGACAUUCAUCCCUGCAUACGAGCACAGCGUGAAGGUGAAGGAGCUGGUGAAAGAGGAGAGACUCAAGCUGAAAGAAAAAAACAGAAUUUCUCUUGCAGAGUCAGCAAGACAAAAGGAGCAGUGUGAGGCUGAGGGGGGACAAAAAGAUGAAGAUGGAGACAAAGGUCCAGACCAUUAUCACUCGCCGCCAUUGCCUCCGCCUCCCAUGAACCAUGUGAACUCCACAAAGUCUGUUGUUUCCAAAGAGUCGCCCAUCAGCCAGAGGAAGAAAAAGCAGUAA
Triplophysa rosa is the source of this 2435-nucleotide messenger RNA. RefSeq names its product radial spoke head 10 homolog B (gene rsph10b). The transcript is spliced from 18 exons. Lineage: Eukaryota; Metazoa; Chordata; Actinopteri; Cypriniformes; Nemacheilidae. The record is from RefSeq and is a predicted model, not a curated record. Bases 105 to 2435 code for a protein of 776 amino acids.